Molecule: messenger RNA, 516 nt
Organism: Lepus europaeus (European hare)
Lineage: Eukaryota; Metazoa; Chordata; Mammalia; Lagomorpha; Leporidae
Gene: NSG2
Product: neuronal vesicle trafficking associated 2
Exons: 4
Coding region: 1-516 (171 amino acids)
Biological process (GO): clathrin coat assembly; endosomal transport; G protein-coupled dopamine receptor signaling pathway
Cellular component (GO): endosome; membrane
Molecular function (GO): clathrin light chain binding
Source: RefSeq, a predicted model, not a curated record
AUGGUGAAGCUGAACAGUAACCCCAGCGAGAAGGGCAGCAAGCCGCCUUCGGUGGAGGAUGGCUUCCAGACCGUCCCUCUCAUCACCCCCCUGGAGGUUAAUCACUUACAGCUGCCUGCUCCGGAGAAGGUGAUCGUGAAGACAAGAACGGAAUAUCAGCCGGAACAGAAGAACAAAGGGAAGUUCCGGGUGCCGAAAAUCGCCGAGUUUACGGUCACCAUCCUUGUCAGCCUGGCCCUAGCAUUCCUCGCCUGCAUCGUGUUCCUGGUGGUUUACAAAGCCUUCACCUAUGACCACAGCUGCCCAGAAGGAUUUGUCUAUAAGCACAAGCGCUGCAUCCCAGCCUCCCUGGACGCCUACUACUCCUCCCAGGACCCCAACUCCAGAAGCCGCUUCUACACAGUCAUCAGCCACUACAGCGUGGCCAAGCAGAGCACCGCCCGGGCCAUCGGGCCGUGGCUGUCGGCGGCUGCUGUCAUCCAUGAGCCCAAACCACCCAAGACCCAGGGCCAUUAG